This is a messenger RNA of Fibroporia radiculosa, 348 nucleotides long. RefSeq lists its product as uncharacterized. Lineage: Eukaryota; Fungi; Basidiomycota; Agaricomycetes; Polyporales; Fibroporiaceae. Bases 1 to 348 code for a protein of 115 amino acids. The record is from RefSeq and is a predicted model, not a curated record. The transcript has a single exon.
AUGACCAGCACCGCAUUCUGCGACAUGUCGAGCGUCGAGACGCAGAAGCAACGCUACUCGCGCGAGCUCGCCGCCUACACUCUCCAGCAGUGGGAGCUCGCCCGGCGGCAGGCACUGGAGAAGGACAGGACGAAAAACAAGCCGUCGUCUUCCAGCCGGACGUCCGCCGGUCCCAAAGACACAAACACUACGCCGCGCGCGUCACAAGGUCAGGUUGCACCCCUGCCGACAGGCGACGGGGAUAGGGUGACGAACACUGUUGCAGGUAUACAGUCCAUCGACUACGCCUCAAAGUUGCGCAAUGGCGCAAAAUAUGAAGGGCGCGUGCUCGCUACCAGACGUGCUUGA